UUGUUGCUCCCCCGCCUGCAGUGAAUGGCUGCGGGUAGCCGGGAGACGGGGCAGUUCCAUCUGCCCCCCGGGCUGGUGGGAGGGCCAUGGAGGCCGCGGGGGGCACCGGCCAGCGGGGGCCGUUUACAUCCACCCCCAGAGAGCCUCCUCCUCCCCUGGAUCCCCCCAAACGGACUGAUUCAUCAACAUCCUUAAGUAGUGACAGUUCAGGAGAAGACUGGCUCAUAAAGGUUUGCUGUCCAGGAGCCAGACAUCGAUAUCGGAGACCUGUUGAAUUAAAAAAGCCCCGAAGGACUGGAUUCUCACACAGUUUGGAUAAAGAAGAUGAUUUCACAGAGACAGCAGGAGGGAUGCCUCUUGCAUCUUACCAGACCUACCCAGGAGUGCCAAGGCAGGAGAGUUCAGACUUACAGUGGCUAAUAAGACUUCGCUGUCCAAGAGCCCAGAUGGAGGAGAGGAUGCCAGGUCUAAAACAAUCUCUUCCAGAAAUAUCCACAAACCUGAGUAAUUCCCCAAGCAAGACUUUGAGAAGUAGUCAGUCUGAAUGGGCAAAUGCUUCGGAGAAUUGGCUGACGCAGAAGAAUAUUUUUACUGCACAGGAUGUAGUUAAUGAAGGCCAGGAUCUUGUUAGUGCUGCACGGUUCCUGUUGGAAAGAGAAAACUGCUUUGUGAGGGAAGUAGACAGAUAUUUGAAACACAGUGAUUUCUUAGCUCUAAGGAGGAGGGAAAUGCUGUACAAGAAAUGGUUUGAGAGUGUUUCGUGCCCAAUACUGCAGAAAAUUCAGGACAAAGUUGACAACCAAUCAAGUGAAGAAAUAGAGGAAAGGAAUCGAAAGCAGCUGUCCCUUUACUUAAACUACUAUAAUAAGCAGGGCAGCGCAUUUUUAGAGAGUUACAGUCCUUCGACUUACGAUCCUUUGUUCCUGAAGACAUGUACAGACAUUUGGAAGGCUUCAAUUCCACAUUUAUGUGAUCCCUUGUUAAAGGAGAUACAAGGAAGAUACAUUGAGGCUGGGAUUAUCCAGCAGUGUGACACAGGCAAAAUAUUCUCUUCCAAGGAAAUGAAUGAACUCCAUAAGGCUGAACUGCCACUGCUUCCUUUGAGCCGGCAACUUAUGAAUCCAAUAGAAUGGCUGAAAAUCCCAGCUGGAUACAUGGAAAGUGAAAUUCGUCAAAAGAGCAGGAAGGCACAUAUCAGAGCUAGGCAAGGUAAAGAGCAAGAGACAACACACAAGGAGAAACAUAUCCUAGCCAGAAAAGCCAGGAGCCCCGAGAGGAACCUCCUGUCCAGUUCAAAGCAGAGACUGGUCUGGGCAUAACCUCAUGCUUUCUGCCAUUUAUAAUGGGCUGCCUCUUAAAUCCAAGAGGAGGAGGCUUUCACGGAAGAUGUUUGUCCUGUCCAUCUAUCCUAAUGGAAUAGUACUGUGUUGUUCACACACCGUGUAUGUUACACUGUCCCCCGAUCUUACCAAUGUAACUACUGGCAAGGCUUUAUUUUGCAUAUCGUUGAAAAGUCAUAUGUUAGGAUAUGGGUCAGUCUGUCAUAAUUUUUUUUCUUGUGUCAGAAUAACAGCCUCGACAUAACUCAGUGUACAAGUGGUGCAGCAUUAGUGCCUGACAAUGGUGGACAGCAUUAACCAUCCUAAUUUCAUUCUGUUAAAAGGCAAAAAAUGAUCACCACUAGAAACCUGAGUUCUAUGGAUUUCAAGAACUGGGGUGACUCGUCCUGGCUUCCACGGAACAAGAGAGGCUCCUCUACCAGGAAAUCAGAUUUUUCAGUAUGUCCGGUCUCAUGGCAAACCAAAUACUAAAUGGCUCAUCCGUUUUGAAACCAGCAAUAAAAUCUGCUUCCUAAUGAG
Hemicordylus capensis (graceful crag lizard) is the source of this 1859-nucleotide messenger RNA. RefSeq names its product protein FAM228B-like. Lineage: Eukaryota; Metazoa; Chordata; Lepidosauria; Squamata; Cordylidae. Bases 87 to 1319 code for a protein of 410 amino acids. The record is from RefSeq and is a predicted model, not a curated record. The transcript has 11 exons.